AUGCCGGGCUCUCCAGCCUCGUCCUGGGCCGUCUAUCGCGCCCGCCUGAAAGCUGUCUUCCAUGGCGCAGAUCCGCGAGUGUGCGCCGCCUUCUGGUUAUUUGGACUCAUCAACAAUGUCCUCUACGUCAUUAUUCUCUCCUCUGCCCUCGACCUCGUAGGUCCCAACGUGCCCAAAGGCGUCGUGCUGCUUGCCGAUGUCAUACCCUCUUUCCUGACCAAGCUGUGUGCGCCCUACUUCAUACACAAGAUCCCAUACCAUGUCCGAAUUCUCCUCUUCGUCACCCUGUCGGCGUGCGGCAUGCUCAUCAUCGCCCUCACCCCGCCGUUGCAGGACUCGAAGACCAUAGCGAUAAAGAUGUGCGGUGUCAUGCUGGCGAGCUUGAGCAGUGGAGGUGGUGAACUAAGCUUUCUGGGCCUCACGCACUACUAUGGACACUUUGCGCUUGCUGCUUGGGGAUCUGGGACAGGCGGGGCUGGCUUGAUCGGAGCUGGAGCGUAUGCGAUUGCAACGAAUACGCUCCAGAUAAGCCCUCGAACAAGCUUGCUCGCCUUUUCCUUCCUCCCGCUCAUCAUGGUGCUCAGCUUCUUCAUGAUUCUACCGCUUGGGCCAUUGCGCGCUGGAGCAGCAAAGCAUGGUGAAUACGAGGCUAUAGGAAGCGAGGAAGAUGAGCACGUGGAUGAUGAAGCUAGCCACGAAAGAGAGCACGAGGGACUCGCAUCUUCCAGUACUGCCUCGACAAACAGCAAAAGUGUCACCGGAGCAGUGAACAAUUUCAGCGCCAACCUGCACCGCGCCCGUGGGCUUUUCUUCCCAUACAUGCUCCCGCUAUUGCUAGUUUACAUUGCCGAGUACACAAUCAACCAAGGUGUUGCUCCAACGCUUCUAUUCCCCCUCUCUUCCUCACCCUUUAGCGAGUUCCGCUCAUUUUACAGCACCUAUAACGCAAUCUACCAAGUCGGCGUCUUCAUAUCGCGCUCUUCGACACCCUUUAUUCGUAUCCACCACCUCUACUUCCCCUCUUUCCUGCAAGUCGUCAACCUUAUUCUGCUCACACUCCAUGCAAUGUUCGACUUUAUCCCCUCCUAUUACAUCAUCUGUGUGGUUAUAUUCUGGGAAGGUCUGCUGGGAGGGCUGGUAUAUGUCAGUACCUUCGCAGAGAUUACGGACAACGUACCCAAAGAAGACCGAGAGUUCAGUCUUGGCGCAACGAGUGUGAGUGAUUCAGGAGGCAUUUGCGUGGCGGGGUUUCUGAGCAUGGCUGUGGAAGUUAGCUUGUGCAAGUGGCAGGUCGACCAUGGGAGGAAUUAUUGCAAAAUGCAAUAA
Messenger RNA from Cucurbitaria berberidis CBS 394.84, 1326 nucleotides. Its product is annotated as batten's disease protein Cln3. Bases 1 to 1326 code for a protein of 441 amino acids. Gene Ontology annotation, cellular component: vacuole; membrane. Lineage: Eukaryota; Fungi; Ascomycota; Dothideomycetes; Pleosporales; Cucurbitariaceae. The transcript is spliced from 3 exons. The record is from RefSeq and is a predicted model, not a curated record. Gene Ontology annotation, biological process: regulation of intracellular pH.